Teleopsis dalmanni is the source of this 519-nucleotide messenger RNA. RefSeq lists its product as uncharacterized. Gene Ontology annotation, molecular function: nucleic acid binding. The record is from RefSeq and is a predicted model, not a curated record. The transcript has a single exon. NCBI's taxonomy places the organism in Eukaryota, Metazoa, Arthropoda, Insecta, Diptera, Diopsidae. The coding region runs from base 1 to 519 and encodes 172 amino acids.
AUGACUGCUAAUGACAACACUCUUCAACGUGUCAGCAGAUAUGUACAAGAUGGUUGGCCUGAACAAUUGCCGAAAUCUGAAGGUAGUAUCAAACCGUACUUUAAUCGCAGAUUUUGCUUAUCAUUUCAGAAUGGAGUGUUACUUCUUCAGGCUGAAUAUACUAGAGUGGUGCUACCGAAAGCACUGCAAUCUCAAGUAUUAAAUUUGUUACACGAGGGUCAUUGGGGUAAAGGUCGUAUGAAACAGAUGGCAAGACGAUAUGUGUGGUUUUCUCUUAUUGAUAAAGCCAUAGAACGUAUUCAUGAUGAUUGUUCAUUUUGUCAACAAGGUGCAAGUCAACCAAAGCGAGAAUUUUCUGCAUGGCCAGAACCUAGUAGGCCGUGGGAAAGAGUUCAUUUGGAUUUCGCGGGUCCAUUCUUUAAACGUAUGUGGCUCAUAGUUGUGGAUGCAUAUUCAAAAUUUCCAUAUAUUGUGGAACUAUCAACAAUAACAGCUGUAACAACAGUUGGAGAGUGUUAG